This is a messenger RNA of Saimiri boliviensis boliviensis (Bolivian squirrel monkey), 2315 nucleotides long. RefSeq names its product WW domain containing oxidoreductase (gene WWOX). NCBI's taxonomy places the organism in Eukaryota, Metazoa, Chordata, Mammalia, Primates, Cebidae. Gene Ontology annotation, cellular component: nucleus; cytoplasm. Gene Ontology annotation, biological process: positive regulation of transcription by RNA polymerase II; hippo signaling. Gene Ontology annotation, molecular function: transcription coactivator activity; protein binding. The record is from RefSeq and is a predicted model, not a curated record.
CUUUGACGCCGGCAGCCGCGAUACUCUGGAAACUGGAGUUUCGCUUCGUGGUGGGUGGAGUGGUCCCCGGAGGGCGCAGUGCGCAGGCGUGAGCGGUCGAGCCCCGACGCGCGCGGCGCUCGUUCGGAGUCGGAGUGAGUUCCUGGGCUGCCGGACCCCGCAGCGUGCGAGCUGGUCAGGUGCCUCCUCCGACUGCCAUGGCCGCGCUGCGCUACGCGGGCCUGGAUGACACGGACAGUGAGGACGAGCUGCCCCCGGGUUGGGAGGAGAGAACCACCAAGGACGGCUGGGUUUACUACGCCAAUCACACCGAGGAGAAGACUCAGUGGGAACAUCCAAAAACUGGAAAAAGAAAACGAGUGGCAGGAGAUUUGCCAUAUGGAUGGGAACAAGAAACUGAUGAGAAUGGACAAGUGUUUUUUGUUGACCAUAUAAAUAAAAGGACCACCUACUUGGACCCAAGACUGGCGUUUACUGUGGAUGAUAAUCCGACAAAGCCAACCACCCGGCAGAGAUACGACGGCAGCACCACUGCCAUGGAAAUUCUCCAGGGCCGGGAUUUCACCGGCAAAGUGGUCGUGGUCACUGGAGCCAAUUCAGGAAUAGGGUUCGAAACUGCCAAGUCUUUUGCCCUCCAUGGUGCACACGUGAUCUUGGCCUGCAGGAACAUGGCAAGGGCGAGUGAAGCAGUGGCACGCAUUUUAGAAGAAUGGCAUAAAGCCAAGGUAGAAGCAAUGACCCUGGACCUCGCUCUGCUCCGUAGCGUGCAGCAUUUUGCUGAGGCGUUCAAGGCCAAGAAUGUGCCCCUCCAUGUGCUUGUGUGCAAUGCAGCAGCUUUUGCUCUCAGCUGGAGUCUCACAAAAGACGGCCUGGAGACCAUCUUCCAGGUGAAUCAUCUGGGUCACUUCUACCUCGUCCAGCUCCUGCAGGAUGUCCUGUGCCGCUCAGCUCCUGCCCGUGUCAUUGUGGUCUCCUCAGAGUCCCAUCGAUUUACAGAUAUUAACGAUUCCCUGGGAACACUGGACUUCAGUCGCCUCUCUCCAUCAAAAAGCGACUACUGGGCCAUGCUGGCUUACAACAGGUCCAAGCUCUGCAACAUUCUCUUCUCCAACGAGCUGCACCGACGCCUCUCCCCACGCGGGGUCACCUCGAACGCAGUUCAUCCUGGGAACAUGAUGUACUCCAACAUCCAUCGCGGCUGGUGGGUGUACACGCUGCUGUUUACCUUGGCCAGGCCCUUCACCAAGUCCAUGCAACAGGGAGCUGCCACCACCGUCUACUGUGCUGCCGCCCCAGAGCUGGAGGGUCUGGGAGGUAUGUAUUUCAACAACUGCUGUCGCUGCAUGCCCUCGCCAGAAGCUCAGAGUGAAGAGACGGCCCGGGCCCUGUGGGCGCUCAGUGAGAGGCUGAUCCAAGAACGGCUUGGCAGCCAGUCCGGCUAAGCGGAGCUCCGAGACCACGGGCGCACAUACCCGCUCUGUGUGUGCACCCCCGCGACUGCCGAGGCUGGACCCCUUCUGACCGUAUGAUCCAAGGGGUUUCCGUGUCCCUCUAACACAGAUCCGCAACAGGAAAGGAAAUCAGAGCCGUCUCAACAGCGUGAAGAAUGUUAAGUACGAAUGGGAAGCAGGGAAUGCUAGGGGUAAAGGUGCUUUUCUGCGGCUGGGCUGGGCAUAGGUUUCUUUGCGUUCUGGUGGUGGCCUCUUCAAAAGUAACAACCGGGGUGGUGGGUGGGUUCUGAUUCUUUAUCUGCCUGGAGAAGCAAAAGCAAUUGUCUCUUACUAUUAGAGAGUAUCCAGGGGUCCCCUUGACUCACCCAGCUUCCAGCACGGUCACCACUGCAGGCAGAGAGGUGGGCUGUCUUCUACUUAGGGAAGAAAAAGCAAGUGUUGACCGCUCCUUGCUGCAUCGAUCCAGCAGAUAAUUGUUUCUUUCAUCCUGAUCAUGCGUAAGCCAGCUUUGCAACUGCUGGGGAGACAAAUCUCAGAAACUUGUCCCAGCUGGGCAGGAUGGCAGUGACUCCGAGAUGCAGUGGCAGAGCUCCUGGGGGACAAAGUGUGUGUCAUAGAGUCCUUUGCCAGCGCUACACAAAAAAUUCUUUCAAGUUUCUAUCCAAUAAAUGUUUCAAAUCAUUCCUUAGAUAGCUAGACAGGUAGGGAGGGAUGUGUUCUCAAGAGCACACAGGAUAUUUUGGAGAGCGAGGAAUAUGUCGCUGCCCUCCAUCACUCACCGUCUGUUGUCUUACCUUGGCUUUCUGCUUCAAUGUCCACCUGUGCCGCCCAACCUACGCUUAAUAAAAGAACAUGCUUGAAGAU